This is a messenger RNA of Halichondria panicea, 1481 nucleotides long. Its product is annotated as mothers against decapentaplegic homolog 5-like. Gene Ontology annotation, biological process: regulation of transcription by RNA polymerase II; anatomical structure morphogenesis; cell differentiation. Gene Ontology annotation, cellular component: heteromeric SMAD protein complex. Bases 72 to 1346 code for a protein of 424 amino acids. Lineage: Eukaryota; Metazoa; Porifera; Demospongiae; Suberitida; Halichondriidae. Gene Ontology annotation, molecular function: RNA polymerase II cis-regulatory region sequence-specific DNA binding; I-SMAD binding; DNA-binding transcription factor activity, RNA polymerase II-specific. The record is from RefSeq and is a predicted model, not a curated record. The transcript has 5 exons.
GAGACCUCUUUACUCGCGGGAAGAAAGGGCGUGGUCUCCAGUCUACAACAACAGUAUAGUAAUAAAUCAUCAUGAGCUUGUUCAACUACACCUCGUCCACGGUGAAGACACUCCUAGGCUGGAAGCAAGGAGAUGAGGAUGAUAGAUGGGCUGAGAAGGCUAUUGACUCUCUUGUCAAAAAGCUGAAGAAGCAAAAGGGUUCCUUGGAAGAGCUAGAAAAAGCUCUAUCACAGCCAAGCACCCAAACAAAAUGUGUGACUAUUCCUAGGAGCUUGGAUGGUAGACUUCAAGUGUCUCACAGAAAAGGCCUUCCUCAUGUGAUCUACUGUCGUGUGUGGCGUUGGCCUGAUCUACAGAGCCAUCAUGAGUUAAAGCCUCUUGAAAUCUGUGAGUUUGCGUACAGUCGAGACAAGAAGGAGGUCUGUAUUAAUCCCUACCACUACAAGAGAGUGGAAACACCUGUAUUGCCCCCUGUGCUGGUCCCCCGACACCCUCAGCUGAUAACAUCAGUCUACGAGCCGACCCCUAGCUAUCUGGACUCACAGAGAACUGCCUACUCCCCCAACAAUGACCUACAACCCUCUCCACUCUUUGAGAGCCCAGAGACCCCUCCCCCUGCCUACUCCGAUGUUGGCUCUCCCUCCUCCCCAGACUGUGAGCAGCUAUCACCGAUGCCUGGGGCCCCCCACAGUGUUGCUGAGAGCACAGCAUCGGCCAUGGAGGGAGGAGCUGUGCAGAUCAAGUACCAGGAGCCGGCCUACUGGUGUGAAAUCACUUACUAUGAGCUUAAUCAGCGAGUGGGCGAGUCCUUCAAAGCAUCCAGGUCCCAUGUUGUGGUGGAUGGCUACACUGACCCUUGUAUGAAUGCUGAUCGCUUCUGUCUUGGUCAGCUCUCCAGUGUGAACCGCAACUCAACGAUAGAGAACGUUCGUCAGCACAUUGGCAGGGGGGUCCAUUUAUUUUAUGUGGGAGGGGAAAUGUUUGCCGAGUGCCUCAGUGAGGGAGCUCUCUUUGUCCAGAGUCGAAAUUGCAACUUUGCUCAUCAUUUUCACCCCACCACCGUCUGCAAAAUACCUCCUAGUUGCUCGUUGAAGAUUUUUAACAAUCAAGAUUUUGCUCAGCUCCUUGCCGAGAGUGUGAAUCAAGGCUUUGAGGCUGUCUACGCACUCACAAAGAUGUGCACUAUCCGAAUGAGUUUUGUGAAGGGGUGGGGUGCCGAGUACCAUCGCCAAGACAUCACUAGUACGCCUUGUUGGAUCGAGAUUCAUCUUCACGGCCCUCUGCAAUGGCUGGAUAGAGUACUCUCUCAAAUGUCCCCAUCCCAAACACCAAGCUCGAUUUCUUAAAAUGAACUCUUCCAAAUGUACAUUAAUUUUAUCACUGAUUUAUGACUUUGAUGACACUUAUUUGUAUGUAUUCUCAUGUAGAUCUCAUUGUGAAGACGAUCAUUGAACACAUCAUAGUGCGUUUUCGUGGUUGAA